Prunus armeniaca (apricot) is the source of this 3291-nucleotide messenger RNA. The record is from the annotation of a GenBank genome assembly. NCBI's taxonomy places the organism in Eukaryota, Viridiplantae, Streptophyta, Magnoliopsida, Rosales, Rosaceae.
AUGGCGCUUGUGAGAGCUGCUGAACAAACCUCUUCUUCUUCUAAUACUUCUCGGUAUUGUCGUUAUCACGUGUUCCUGAGUUUUAGAGGUGAAGACACUCGCAAGACUUUUACCGACCACCUCUACACAGCCUUGGUCAAUGCAGGAUUUCACACUUUCCGUGAUGACGAUGAGCUUGAGAGAGGAGAACAUAUUAAGCGCGAAUUGCAGAAAGCAAUCAAACACUCACGGACUUCUGUUAUUGUGUUCUCGAAAGACUACGCGUCGUCCACAUGGUGCCUUGAUGAGCUCAUGAUGAUCCUCGAACGUAAGAGGAAAUCAGCUGACCAUGUCAUUUUACCAGUGUUCUACGAUGUGGAUCCAUCCCAUGUGAGGAAGCAGAAAGGGAAUAUUGCGAAGGCAUUUGCUAGACACCAAAAAACUCAACCGCUGAAGAAGGUGGAGGUGUGGAGGGAGGCACUUGCAGAGGUUGCAGAUCUAGCAGGGAUGGUCUUACAAAAUCAAGCUCUUGGGCACGAGUCAAAGUUCAUCAACAAAAUUGUUAAAGUGAUAGGAGACAAACUAAGUCGCACACCCCUAAGUGUUCCCAACAUCAUGAUCGGGAUGCAAUCUCGAGUCAACAAACUUAACUUAUGGUUACAAGAUGGAUCAACUGAUAUCGGCAUAGCUGUAAUUUAUGGUAUUAGUGGAAUAGGAAAGACAACCACUGCAAAGUUUGUUUAUAAUUCAAACUUUAGAAGAUUUGAAGGAAGCAGCUUCCUUGAAAAUAUCAAAGAAAUUUCAAAACAACCUACUGGCUUAGUUCAAAUACAAACACAACUUCUUUCUGAUGUUUUGAAUGGGAGAAAAGUGAAAAUAAGCAAUCUCAGUGAAGGAAUAACUAGGAUUGAAGAUGCCAUAAGUUCUAGAAGGGUUCUCCUUGUUCUCGAUGAUGUGGAUCACAUGGACCAAUUAGAUGCAGUACUUCGGAUGAAAGAUCGAUUUUAUCCAGGAAGUAAAAUCAUUGUAACAAUUAGGCGUGCAAGAUUGUUAAAAGCUCAUCAAGUUGAUCAUGUGCAUGCUGUUGAAACUUUGAAUUACAAAGAUUCAUUGGUGCUCUUCAGUUGGCACGCUUUUGGCCAAGACCAUCCCAUUGAAGAUUAUGUAGAAUAUUCAAAAAAGCUAGUGCACCACAGCGGAGGGCUUCCAUUAUCUCUUCAAGUUUUAGGUUCUUCUUUGUCGGGGGAAAGCAUAGGUGUAUGGAAAAGUGCAUUGGAGAAGUUAGAAGCUAUUCCAAAUGGUGAAAUAACAAAUAAACUAAGAGUAAGCUACGACUCUUCACAAGAUGACCAUGACAGAAAAUUAUUCCUCCACAUUGCUUGUUUCUUCACAGGAAAGGACAAAGAUUAUGUUGUUAAAAUACUAGAUGGAUGCGAUUUCUAUACAAUUGUUGGCAUUCAAAAUCUCACCGAUAGGUGUUUAGUGACAAUUGAUGAACGUGAGAAGGUGCAGAUGCAUGACAUGAUUCGUGCAAUGGGAAAAGAUAUUGUUCUUCAAGAAUCAGAGGAGCCUUGGAAGCGUAGUAGAAUAUGGCAACAUAAGGAUUCUUUCAAAAUCUUGACAGAAAAGAAAGGUUCAAAAACAAUUGAAGGUCUUGUCUUGGACGUGCAUAUGAGCCAUACAAACAAUCCCACAAACUCAAAGGAGAAGGUUUUAGAAACCAAUGCUUUUGCAAGGAUGCACAAACUAAAGCUCCUCCAUCUUAGUCAUGUGCAACUUGACGGAUCUUAUGCACAAUUUUGUACAGGAUUACGAUGGUUGUGUUGGCUUAAGUUUCCCUUGGAUUCUAUACCCACUGAUUUUCCUUUGGGGAGCCUAAUUGUUCUUGAAAUGCAAUAUAGCAGCUUGAGACAAGUCUUUGAAGGAACGAAAUGUCUUCUGUUAUUGAAGAUCCUUGAUCUCAGCCAUUCUCAUUCCCUUACAGAAACUAUUGACUUCUCAUUUUGCCCAAAUCUAGAGAAACUGAUUCUUGUAGAUUGUGUGAGCCUGAUUUGUGUCCAUGGAUCCAUUGGAAACCUUGAGAGACUUGUUUACUUGAAUAUGAAGGAUUGCAAAAAUCUUAGGAUACUUCCAGAGAACAUGUUCAUGCUAAAAUUACUUGAAGCACUUAUUAUAUCUGGUUGCAUAAAUCUUGAGUUACCAAUUGAGAUGUUGAGGAGUAUGGAAUCUCUGAAAGUGCUCGAGACAGAUGGAAUUCCAAUAGGUGAAUUAUGGCCAGGAAGAAGUUCAUGUAUCUUGAGUUCUUUACCAUGCUCUUUAGUAGACUUGAAUCUUUGCGGGUGCAAUAUUUCGGAUGAUGCCUUUACCAGGGAGUUUAGUAAUCUAUCCUCAUUGCAAAGUCUACAUCUAGGUAAUAAUCCAAUUUGUAGCCUGCCAUAUUUCAUCAAAGGUUUAAAGAGGCUCGAUACACUCUCUUUUGCAUGGUGUAGGAGUCUCAAAUCGCUUCUUGGGUUACCAAAACUAGGCGAAUUGGUUGUGGUAGUUGAAUGGGAGUACAGGUACAGGCUAGAACCCAUUGGAAGAGUUGAUGUAGAAAUAAUCAACCUUUUGGGCUUGUGCAACGUGGAAUCCAUGGCACCCAUUCAAAUGCACAGCUCAGGUUGGGGGUCACGAAAGGAUGAUUGCAGUCCAGUCCAGGGACUGUAUGAAUGGGGUAUAUUCAGCACAUUUUUUGUCGGGAAUGAGAAUCCGAGGCUUGAAGGUCUACGUUACGUUGUCUAUACAAAAUAUGUCAAUGAUCUUCCUGAAGGUGAAGGAGAAGACAUGAUAUGGUUAAGCCACUGGACGUUGGGGGAGAUAGUUCACUUAGAAGGUGGCGAUCAAGUGGUUGUUUCAGUAAUUAUGCAACCUUGCUUUCAGGUGAAGGAGUUUGGCAUCCAGCUUGUGCAGGUGCAAGAAGAGAAUUAUAAUAUGAUGGCUAUUUCCACAGAUUCUUAUUAUCCAUGUGUCAGGAGUGGAGAUUUGCGUCAAUAUGAGCCAGGAGUAUACUUGCUCUCCGGUACGAGUGUACGAAUACGAGAUCCGAUAUGGCUACAGAAGCUCCUUGGGGACCCUGAUGGAGAUACGACAGACGAAGAAGAACAACAAGGGGAUGAUCUCACAAUUGCUGCAAUGGCAACCAGCAACCACUCUGGUGGCCUCCAUGGCUGGAAGCUGCUCAUCACCGCAUCAUGUUUCUUUCUCAUGCUUUCUCUAAUUACACGGUCGUCUCGCUCACACAGCAAGAAGCGACAGUCAAAAAGUCAUGGAUGA